Messenger RNA from Leptopilina boulardi, 1693 nucleotides. RefSeq names its product mitochondrial glycine transporter-like. Lineage: Eukaryota; Metazoa; Arthropoda; Insecta; Hymenoptera; Figitidae. The record is from RefSeq and is a predicted model, not a curated record. Bases 665 to 1588 code for a protein of 307 amino acids. The transcript has 8 exons. Gene Ontology annotation, molecular function: glycine transmembrane transporter activity. Gene Ontology annotation, cellular component: mitochondrion; mitochondrial inner membrane. Gene Ontology annotation, biological process: glycine import into mitochondrion.
AAAAUAAUUAUGGCUAUGUUGACAAUUGUUUAUUUUAAUUCACUAUUUCGUGACUUGACAAAAGGUGAAACCAAAUCGUUACCAUUGGCUGUCAUUGCGCCUUUUAUUUACAAACAUGUCCUUUUAUUUUAUUUAUACAAAAAUUAUAAUUUAAAGUGACAAUUUAAUUACUGCUUAAAAUAUAUAUCAACAAUAGAGAAGUUGUUUUUAAUUGUUAUAAGACGAUAUUCAACAAAAACAUAUACUAGAAGAUUUUUAUAAAUUUCUUUUUAUUUUUAAAAGCAAACACUUUUGUUUCAAACAAUUUUAUUACGCUGGUAAAAGUGAGGUUAUGUUUAAAAAAAUAUUUUUGGUCUUUUUGGUAUAUAAUUAAUGUGAAAAGAUUUACACAUUGGAAAAUAAAAACGUGAUUAUAUAACUGAACAUUAGUUUUGAAAAAGUAUUUUAAAAAAGAUCUACUGGCGAAUGUAAAUUACUAAAUGAUGCAUUUUACUUUUUGGAUAUAUAAUCUAUAAAAUGCAAAAAAUUUCUCAAAGGAUCUCGAUUUUGAGCCUGAUGUCUAAAGGAAAGGAAUGUAUAUGUGCAAAAUUCUAUAUUCAGUCACGUUUUAAUCACGUUUUUGUUUUCCUCAUCGCGAAUUUUUUUCAUCAGAAUACAUUUUGAUAUGCAGGGUCAAUUUGUUGACCUUAGAGGCGAAGAAACGCAGAUAAAUGAAAAUUAUCCAAUAUUAAAAUCUUUUCUCGCUGGUUCCUUUUCUGGCACAUUUUCAACAAUUUUAUUUCAACCAUUGGAUCUAAUAAAGACUAGACUUCAAAAUAGAGUCAGCAAUAAUGCAGGGCGUUCAAAAUCGGGAAUGGUCAAAACUAUGGUUUCCAUUGUCCAAAAUGAUAAUAUAUUCGGAUUAUGGAAAGGGAUGACUCCUUCUAUAACACGGGUUGUUCCUGGAGUUGGUCUUUAUUUUUCUUCAUUGUACUGGUUAAAACAUGUCAUGGAACUAGAAGAACCAUUGACGUCUCUUCAGGCCAUUAGUUUAGGAAUUACUGCACGCUCCAUGUCAGGAGCAUUAUUAAUUCCAAUAACUGUUGUCAAAACUAGAUUUGAGAGCGGCGUGUAUAAAUACAGCAGUAUCAGUGAAGCGUUAAGAUUAAUAUACAAAUAUGAAGGCGUAAAGGGUCUUUCGAGUGGUCUUGUACCGACUUUACUUAGAGAUGCUCCUUACAGCGGUCUAUAUCUAAUGUUUUAUACUCAACUCAAAAAUACAGUCGCCUUAAAACUUCCUCAUUACAGUCAAGAAACUUUUACACAUUUUUGCUGCGGAGUAUUCGCUGGAAUAUGUGCAUCAGUUGUGACACAUCCCGCUGAUGUUGUCAAGACAAAAAUGCAACUGUAUCCAAAUAAAUUUAAAAAUGCACAUAAUGCUUUUAUUUUCGUCUACCAAAAAUAUGGGCCUUUCGGUUAUUUCAAGGGUAUUGUACCCCGAAUGCUUAGAAGAACUCUUAUGACCGCAAUGGCUUGGACUCUUUACGAAAAAGUGAGUUUAAAAGUUAAGAAUAAUAUUUACAAUAGAAUUUUAUAUUUUUCUUCUUAAAAAUUUCCUUUUAAUUUAAAAGAUCUAAAAAAAAAUAUGACAAAUUUCUUUCUUUUUCCAGAUAACUGCAAGCCUUGGUUUUAAAUAAAUUUCAUUUGUAUGAUA